Trachymyrmex cornetzi is the source of this 849-nucleotide messenger RNA. RefSeq names its product ATP synthase, subunit D. Gene Ontology annotation, molecular function: proton transmembrane transporter activity. Gene Ontology annotation, biological process: proton motive force-driven ATP synthesis. The transcript has 3 exons. NCBI's taxonomy places the organism in Eukaryota, Metazoa, Arthropoda, Insecta, Hymenoptera, Formicidae. The coding region runs from base 164 to 673 and encodes 169 amino acids. The record is from RefSeq and is a predicted model, not a curated record.
UCAGGUUCCUCUCUGCAGCUACUAUUUUCAGUUGUCUCCAUUUCUCUAAAGAAAUUGGCUUGAUCGGGGAAUACAAGAGAGGCGAGACUGGCGAGAGAGAAUAUAUUUACGUGCAAGUAGUACGUGUAUUGCAUCCAUCAGUGUAGUAAACACGCGACGAGAUAUGUCACGCAGGGCGAUCAAGACGAUCAAUUGGUCGGCGCUUGCCGAAAAAAUUCCAGAAACGGAAAAAACUACAUUCGCCGCUUUCAAAUCUAAAUCUGAUCAGUAUUUGCGACGAAUGAAUGCAAAUCCAGAAGCUCCUCCAAAAAUCAAUUGGGCGUACUAUAAGAAAAGUAUUCCAAUAGCUGGAUUAGUCGAUAAGUUUCAAAAGGAAUAUGAAUCUGUCAAAGUGCCAUAUCCAGUGGAUAAAUAUACUUCUGAAAUUGAAACUGAAGAAAAGAAAGUGCAUAUAAAAAUCGAGGAAUUUAUCACUGAUUCGAAUCAACGCAUCGCCACUGCCAAUAAGGAAAUCGAUAGAGUAAAGAAUUUAUUGCCAUUCUCUGAAAUGACGAUGGAAGAUUUUCAUGAUGCCUAUCCGGAUAUUGCUAUAAAUGUUGAUAAACCAACGGUUUGGCCACAUAUACCUGAGGUACAGCCAGAGAACGAUAAAGGACAACCUGCAGAGCACUAAUACUACUUUGUAGUGUGAUCAAAUAUGAAGCGUAGUCAUUUUUUUAGCAUAUGAUUGUGGAUGUGUGCUAAGUCGGAAAACAUUAUCUUUUGUUUGGCUACUGUCAUGUACUCAAAUAUAAAUUUAUCUAUAUAAUAGAGAUAUACCUAUACACACACACACACACACACACACAC